This is a messenger RNA of Bubalus bubalis (water buffalo), 8552 nucleotides long. It is a transcript of the gene AMOT, whose product is annotated as angiomotin. The transcript is spliced from 14 exons. NCBI's taxonomy places the organism in Eukaryota, Metazoa, Chordata, Mammalia, Artiodactyla, Bovidae. Gene Ontology annotation, molecular function: signaling receptor activity. The coding region runs from base 1614 to 4853 and encodes 1079 amino acids. Gene Ontology annotation, cellular component: plasma membrane; bicellular tight junction; cytoplasmic vesicle. The record is from RefSeq and is a predicted model, not a curated record. Gene Ontology annotation, biological process: establishment of cell polarity involved in ameboidal cell migration; hippo signaling; angiogenesis.
UUACAACAUUGUCAUUUAUAUGAUAAGUUGAGGUUCUAAUCAGAGGACUCCAGCAUCUGCUGGGGUGGUGAAAAAUAGCUUCAAAAAGAGACAUUAGUUGGAAUGUGCCAUGGAGAUCAUUGAGUUCUUCAAAGUUCUUACAAAAAAUUAAAAAGAGUAAAGAAAAUUUCUGCAUGUAUCUCUGUGUGUGGAUGUGUGUGUGUGUGUGUGUGUUUUAAGGGAGAAAGUUUUGAGUAAUAUUUGCUUGUGACACAUACUGAUGAUAGCCAGUAACUGAAACCCAGCCAUUGUAGUGUUUUAUACACAGCUGGUUUUUAUUAAUGAUGGAAUAUUUAUGCUUGCUGCACAAUUCGUGGCUCAUUUCCAUGUGUAUGUCAGAACUUAAAUACCCCCCAAAGCAACAUUAAGAUAACAUUAAAUAUAAAUGUGGCCAAGCUAGAAAGGGUGGAUUGGGGGAGUCCUCUUUAUCCUUAUUGAUGUUGCUUCAGAUCACAAUAACUGCCUCCCAACCUUAGGCAUUGAUGCUGAUCUUUAUUUUUUCCCUUUAUAUAUCCUGUAGCAUGCUUCAAAUUUUGAUCCUUUUGAUAUGGACAAAUGAUUGCCCCCCCCCACCCAUAAUGCAGAUGAAACUGAUGUAUGUGUUUUUUAAGAGCAUAUUUUCCCUGCACAUGCUUCUCAUUAUCCGAGAGGCCUGGACUCAAUCAGUAAAGGAGCAGAGAAACCACAUAAUUGAAAGGAGAAUGACGGUGGUGCAUACUUGGAAUAUUUGUGGGAAGGAGAUUGCUGACAUCAGAAAAUGUAGUGGCCUGAGUGUUAACAGCAUUGAAGAGAAAUAAGCUUUCUGUGUUUCUGUGCAUUGAGAAUUAUUUUUAAGGGGAUAAAAAUAUGGGCCAGGUUUGACAUCCUUUUAUGAAGUUGCCCUGGAAACUUUGAUGAAGGUUGUUAUAGAAUGGCUCAAUUAAAUAAAACCUUCCCCAUUAGGAAGCUAAUUAGUACAUCACUUACUCAUUUCGGUUGUUUUCAAGGGGCAUGGAUUUGCAUUGAAUUAAUGACAUUCUUUUCCAUGUGAUAGCAAAGUAAGAUAAAAAUCACAGAUGGGGAAAAUUAUUUAGAUUGCCUAUUUUGAAGAAAUCGAAUUUCCUCUUUAUUACAUUUAGGUUUUCAGUUCAGAUUUUUCUUUUACUCUGGUUAUAUACAGUGAUCACAUUUUAGUUUAGUAGCUAGUUUUACUUUGUGGAUCAUGGGCUGUAAACCAAAGCUUAUUAGUUUGAGUUUCCCAUAUGAAUUGGAGAAAUACGACAAAUGACAAUAAACCAUUUUAUUAAGAGCUGCGAAGAAGGACGAAUAAGAUAACAGAAGUGAAAGCUUCUGUCUCCUUAGAAGAAAGGCUGAGAAACUUAAGAGUGACCAGUGGUUGGACUCUUGGCGACGCUUACCCUGAACCUGAGUGUUAGGGCAGAGGGAAUCUACUGUUGCGGUUUCUGGAGCUGCUCAUAAGCAAGAAUUCCCUAUCCUGAGCAAGGCUUUAAGCCUAAAAGAAAGCAGAAAUAGGUCAAGGGCAGCCCAGGUGCCCAAUUUCUCUCUCUCUUCACAAGGCACCACCAGCAAUAGAGAUGAGAAAUUCUGAUGAACAGCCAAGUGGAGGAACCACGGUGUUGCAGCGUCUGCUACAAGAGCAGCUUCGCUAUGGUAAUCCCAAUGAGAAUCGCAACCUGCUUGCCAUACACCAACAAGCCACAGGGAACGGCCCUCCUUUCCCCAGUGGCAGUGGGAACCCAGGCCCUCAGAAUGAUGUGUUGAGUCCUCAAGACCACCACCAACAGCUUGUGGCUCAUGCUGCCCGACAGGAACCUCAGGGGCAGGAAAUCCAGUCAGAAAACAUCAUCAUGGAGAAACAGCUGUCUCCUCGGAUGCAGAAUAAUGAAGAACUCCCGACCUAUGAGGAAGCCAAGGUCCAGUCCCAGUAUUUUCGGGGCCAACAGCAUGCCAGUGUCGGAGCUGCCUUCUAUGUCACUGGCGUGACCAACCAGAAGAUGAGGACUGAGGGACGCCCAUCAGUUCAGCGGCUCAAUCCUGGAAAGAUGCACCAGGAUGAAGGACUCAGAGAUCUUAAGCAAGGACAUGUUCGCUCCCUGAGUGAACGACUCAUGCAGAUGUCACUGGCUACCAGCGGAGUUAAGGCCCAUCCACCUGUUACCAGCGCUCCUCUCUCCCCACCACAACCCAAUGACCUGUACAAGAAUCCCACAAGUUCCAGUGAUUUCUACAAGGCCCAAGGGCCACCUCCCAGCCAGCAUAGCCUGAAGGGCAUGGAACAUCGAGGCCCCCCACCAGAGUAUCCCUUCAAGGGCAUGCCACCCCAAUCUGUAGUGUGCAAGCCCCAAGAGCCAGGGCACUACUAUAGUGAGCAUCGUCUGAACCAGCCAGGGAGAACAGAGGGGCAACUGAUGAGGUAUCAGCAUCCCCCUGAGUAUGGAGCAGCCAGGCCAACACAGGACAUCUCAUUGCCUUUGUCAGCCCGGAACUCUCAGCCUCACAGCCCUACUUCUUCCCUCACAUCUGGGGGUUCCUUGCCCUUGCUGCAGUCUCCACCAUCUACUAGAUUGUCUCCUGCCCAACACCCCUUGGUCCCCAACCAAGGAGACCACUCGGCUCACCUGCCUAGGCCACAGCAGCAUUUCCUCCCUAACCAGGCUCACCAGGGGGAUCAUUACCGUCUCCCCCAGCCUGGCCUGAGUCAACAGCAGCCACAGCAGCCACAGCCACACCAUCACCACCAUCACCAGCAGCAGCAGCAGCCAGGAGAAGGCUAUUCCGCUAUGCCACGAGCUCAGCAGUCGUCUGCUUCAUAUCAGCCAAUGCCAGCCGACCCUUUUGCCAUUGUUUCCAGAGCCCAGCAGAUGGUUGAGAUUCUCUCAGAUGAGAAUCGGAACUUGCGGCAGGAGUUGGAAGGAUGCUAUGAGAAGGUGGCGAGACUGCAGAAGGUGGAGACAGAAAUCCAGCGAGUCUCAGAGGCAUAUGAGAACCUUGUCAAGUCAUCCUCCAAAAGAGAGGCCCUGGAGAAAGCAAUGAGAAACAAGCUUGAGGGCGAGAUUCGGAGAAUGCAUGACUUCAACAGGGAUCUGAGAGAGCGUCUGGAGACGGCCAACAAGCAGCUUGCAGAGAAGGAAUAUGAGGGGUCAGAAGAUACCAGAAAAACCAUCUCUCAGCUCUUUGCAAAAAAUAAGGAGAGCCAGCGUGAGAAGGAGAAACUGGAAGCGGAGCUGGCCACUGCCCGUUCUACUAAUGAGGACCAAAGGCGACACAUCGAAAUCCGAGACCAGGCCCUGAGCAAUGCCCAAGCCAAGGUGGUAAAGCUGGAAGAAGAGCUAAAGAAGAAGCAAGUGUAUGUAGAUAAGGUGGAAAAGAUGCAGCAGGCUCUUGUACAGCUCCAGGCAGCAUGUGAAAAGCGAGAGCAGCUGGAGCACCGUCUCCGGACACGACUGGAAAGAGAACUGGAAUCCCUCCGAAUCCAGCAGCGCCAGGGCAACUCUCAGCCCACCAACGUUUCAGAAUACAAUGCUGCUGCACUGAUGGAAAUCCUUCGUGAGAAGGAAGAAAGGAUCCUGGCCCUGGAAGCUGACAUGACUAAGUGGGAGCAGAAGUACUUGGAGGAGAAUGUGAUGAGACAUUUUGCUCUGGAUGCUGCAGCCACUGUAGCUGCUCAGAGGGACACAACAGUCAUCAGUCACUCUCCUAAUACCAGCUAUGACACGGCUCUAGAAGCUCGCAUCCAGAAGGAGGAAGAAGAAAUCUUGAUGGCUAACAAGCGUUGCCUUGACAUGGAGGGCAGGAUUAAGACCCUCCAUGCCCAGAUUAUUGAGAAGGAUGCCAUGAUCAAAGUGCUCCAGCAGCGUUCCCGGAAGGAGCCGAGUAAGACAGAGCAGCUGUCAUCCAUGCGGCCAGCAAAGUCGCUGAUGUCCAUUUCCAAUGCUGGAUCAGGCUUGCUCUCCCAUUCUUCAACCCUGACUGGCACCCCCAUCAUGGAAGAGAAGCGGGAUGACAAGAGCUGGAAGGGGAGCCUAGGUAUCCUCCUGGGUGGAGACUACCGUGCUGAGUCAGUUCCUUCCACCCCUUCACCUGUGCCGCCCUCAACUCCCCUGCUGUCAGCUCACUCCAAGACAGGCAGCCGGGACUGCAGCACCCAAACGGAACGGGGAGUAGAAUCCAACAAAACCAACGCUGUAGCUCCCAUCUCUGUUCCUGCUCCAGUUGCUGCUGCUGCCGCUGCUGCCACAAUCACUGCCGCCGCUGCCACCAACACCACCACCAUGGUAGCUGCUGCUCCAGUGGCUGUCGCUGCUGCCUCUGCUCCGGCCACUGCUGCCGCCACCGCCCCGUCUCCAGCAACUGCUACUGCUACUCUGGCUGCUGCCGUUUCUCCAGCUGCCACCGGAGCUCCAAUUCCAGCUACUGCCUCUGCUGUCACUGCUACUGUUGUUGCUCCUGUUGCUGCCGCCACCAUUCAGGUUGCUCCAGCUGUUCCGGCUCCAGUUCCAGCUCCAGCUCCAACUCCGGUUCCAGCUCCUGCAGCGGCUCAGGCUUCUGCUCCGGCUCAGACUCAGGCACCAACUCCAGCUCCGGCUGCGGCUGCUCCUCCAGCUCCAACUCCAGCUCCAGCUUUGGCUCAGUCUGAGGCUCCUGCAAGUCCAGCCACCGGUUCUGGACCACGUCGUUUGUCUACACCAAGCCUGAGCUGCAAUCCGGAUAAGCCAGAUGGCUCUGUUUUCCACUCCAACACUCUGGAAAGAAAAACUCCCAUUCAGAUCCUGGGACAAGAGCCUGAUACAGAGAUGGUGGAAUAUCUCAUCUAAACGGUCGAAUCAAGAGCUGCAGUGUAUCAGCAAGAAUGCUUUUAAUCAUUCUUCCCUUUUGUUUGUUCUUAUUUUGAGGGUGAGGACAAGGGUUGGGGGAGGGGAUUUUUUUAAAGGAACUUUUUAUUGAAUCAACAUAGUACUUAGGUAAUACCAUACGAACUCCAGUCUGUUCUGGUACCCUUAGGGAGUACCUCUAAAGCCAGAUCCAUUUGAAUGUGCUCUAAAGUUUAUUGUUUGGAUUUAUACAACUACUAGGACUGUUAAUAGCUGGAUAUACAUCAGUGUUCUCAACGUGGUGAAAUUUGUUUCUCAUUUCCAUAUUCCAGAUCAUUCUUUUAUAGAAGAGCACAGUAUGUUUAGAAGACCGUGUGUAACAUGUAGUUCAGAAGUGGGAAGCCAGAGAGGAUUGAGGUGUGUGCUGUUUUGUAUGGUUACCACCUAGGCAGCAUCCAGAGAGACCUCUUGCUUUGGGCUCAUGAAAGGGAAUAGUUUUAGAAGCUGUGUAAACUGGAGAAAAGGUAGGGAGUAUUGGGGUGCAGAAGGGUGCUGGAGUUAAUUUACCCCUCCCAAUUUCCCAGCUACCCUGGGCCAGGAGAUUGUGUUUAUCUUUAUUUCAGUGGUGCUUUGGAAGUGGGUUCUUUUGGUUCCCCUCGUGGAGGUUCAUACAUUCAUAUAUAUACUCUGGAGUAAUUUAUGCAUUUGGAUAAUUAAUAUAUUGCUUUCAGAUGCUAGGAGAGUAAAUUAGCUGAGUGAUGCACAACUUCUCUCUUAGGGUGUUAGACCACCUGAGGCCUUGACGGACAGUUGCAUGAGGUGCUGUAUACAGACUUGUGUAGUCUGUGUGGAGCCAGGAACACAGCUUGCUUGCCUUUCCUGAGACCAAGCUGCUCAGUGUUUAUUUCUUCUCCAGCACAAAUUCACUGGCUGUGUCACCAGUCUCAAACUGCUCAUCAUUAGCAAAAUGAGGAAGCAUUUUUGUUGACAGGUUGAAGGCUUUGAAUUUCUGGUGACUGCGUUGAAAUAACUCGUGUUGUUUUCCCAAAUUCUUCACAUACGUCUUAAAAGACAAAUUUGGCUAUCACCUCCGAUGGAAGAGCAUCAGAAGCCCAAAGUACUCUGCUGCAGUCGGGGGAGAGGGUGCUGCAGCACUAUUCUCAGCUACCUCUUCGCACUGCCAGUGACUUCAUCUUGGAACACCUUUGGAGAGCAGCAGGAAGCACACGUGUGGGCAGGGACCAACGAGGCCAUAGCCCCAAGCUUGGCUUUGGGCUGCCUCUAGGGACACAGAAGGGCUGUCUGUUGCCACAGGUCUCUGCUCUGUGUCACCUCUCUGCCCUUCAUUAAGGUGACAGAUCCACAGACAAUGUCAUUAAGAUCAGUUUUCAGGGGUAUCGGGUGGGGGGUGAGGGAAGGAAGGGAGGUGUUAGAUAAGGGUGGGGGGCAUAGGGGUUUGGGGAUGUGUUAGAUAGAAACCAGAUUAAUAGAAGAGUAGGCCUGAUAUAUUACAUUGUGAGGCAUAGUGGCUGGAAGAACUUUAGCUAUAUAGCCCUUCCCCCUCAUUUUAGUAAUGAGGAAUCUGAGACCUGGAGAGGUUAAGUGACUUUUUCAAGACCACACUACAGCUUUCCACUCUGCCAGUUACCAUGCUUAUUUUGGGAAACAUUUUUUCUAUACAAAAUGCUCCCGUUUAAGAAGAGACACCAACAUAGUCCAGGGCACAUGCGUUUUGGACAGUGUCCCUGGUUUGAGUAAUUUGUCCAACGUUUUGAAUUCCUUGUUUCUCUUGCAGUGCCUUUUGCAAGGUUUUUGCUUUCCUGAUCCUUAUUUCAAAAGAGUCACGUGAAACAUCCCCCUAAGAAAUCAACCUCACUUCUUCUCUUGCUAUGGGUUUGGGUAUCAGAUCAUUUUACAGGGUUUCUCUGCUAAUGUAGGAAUGGCAUAUUUAACAAUAUUUUUGUAUUGUUCCUGAAAGGAAUUGUUUUGUCUGUGGUGAGGGGGAGACAGGAGGGAAGGUGAUGUAACUUUUAAGCCAGUCUUGACUGAAAUUUUCAAAAAUGAAAUGAUCAUCCUACACAAGUCCUCAGUCAUCAACUGAAUCCCAAAUAGAAAUUAAAAGUGCAGUUGUGUUACUACUCACUCAUACUACCCUUUAGUCAUGGGGGGAAACCCUCACAUAAUAGAACCAACAAGUAGCAAACCUCAGGACUGCUACUUUCUAUUCAGAUAAAUAGAAAAGAAAAAGAAGAAACCAACAUUUCAUCUACUCCUUUCAUGAUUAUGACACAUUGCCAAGUUUUUGCUAGCUCUGGGAGCCGUCCUUUUAAUCACAUUUUGUAAGGUGACAAAUGUCAUACAUUCCACACUGUGUGGCAGCCAUCUCUUUAGACUCCUAUUUUUUGAGGAAAAGAAGAAGUUCUUGGCCAACUACUAUUUUGAACUUUUCACAGCUUCUCUGCCCCCUCACACCAGAGGGAGUCCCUUUUGGCUCAGUUUUUAAUCCCAGGUAAUUUGCUAAAGUAAUAUGGAACAUCUAAGAGAUGGAAGAAGUCCAUGUCAGUGUUUUCUGUUUACUGGGAGGAUAGAUCCAGCCUUUUCAGAAAAUCUCUAAUAGGUGUCAUUUUAAAAAUUCAGGUUUAUGAGAGAAAUCUCAAGUUAGCCACCUUUUCAUGAUUGUGUCGAAGUAAUAACAUUUGGGGGAUUCUUCUGGACUCCCACUUAUCUAUGCAUUUUACUGGCACCUCAGGACAGGAGGGUGACCUUGUUGUCUUAACUUGUACUGCCUGGUGGUCUCUGGGGACCUUCUGAGUCAGUUGUAUACCAGUGUCCCAUGUACAGAAAAACUUCAUUAAAAUAAACAUUACUUGAUAUAAAAUUCCUAUUAACAAUUUUUUAUUAAAUAAAACUAGCUUGAGCUGUCUUUUAAGACCAUGUAUCGGAUUAUUGUUUUAAUGAAGGAUUUAUUCUCAGUGCUGCUUUUGAGCUUCAGGACGACAGGAUAGUGGGAACCUAAAAUAUCUGAUGUCAUCUGCCAUGGGAAACACACCAAGAGCCCAGUCGUGCAUUCUUUUUCUUGUUACAGAGUGGGUGGGGACACCAGUUGAGAAACGAACAAACUGAUUGUGCAGACUACUUUUUUAUCAAGAGCCUAACCACUCAUAAUCCGGCAGCUUCAAGUGUAUACAUAUGCACUAACUUUUAUAAAUGAUAUUCUCUUGUCUGUUAGCCAUGCAAUCUCAUUAUCUCAAUUGCUCAUUCACAUUUGGAAUGUGUUACUUAAAAUGUGUGCAGUCUUGUUGAACAUGUUUUCAAAGGAAGGCAUCAGCUAUGGGCUAAUUGCCACCAAUUUCAGCCCGCCAUGAUCCUUGGAAAUAUAUCUUCCAAGUACCAUCCAUCAUCAGUUAGACAACUGUUGGGAGUUUGUUUAUUUUUCUCUGGUAGCAACGAUGGGUUACAUGGAGCCAUCAGAACUCCUUCUGGCCUCCCUUGUGAUUGAUGGCAUGUGUUUGUAGAAUGGAUAGCUGAGGUUGGCAGAUGGCUGGACAGAAAUCACCUUUGAUUUAAAAUGUAUGUGGCCCCAUAAUGAUGGAGACCCUGUUCUGUAAUCAACUGAGCUAGUUCCAAUAAAGUUAAGCAGGUUUGAAUCCACUUUGUGCCUAUCUUUUCACUGAUAAUAAAGUUAGCUAUUUUAAAAUGUAA